Messenger RNA from Betta splendens (Siamese fighting fish), 3110 nucleotides. RefSeq names its product angiopoietin-related protein 2-like. The record is from RefSeq and is a predicted model, not a curated record. The transcript is spliced from 7 exons. Bases 408 to 2012 code for a protein of 534 amino acids. Lineage: Eukaryota; Metazoa; Chordata; Actinopteri; Anabantiformes; Osphronemidae.
GAAAACAGAGGGAGGUUCACUCUGAGGGAGGAAGUUGUAGGUUUACUACCUGAUAGCUGCAGAUGAAUGAAGACAAGAUUCAGGAAAUGUGGACUAACUGACUUGUGAGGACCUGGGCUUGAACCUGCCAGUCAGGCAAGAGGCUAAAAGAUCAAAGACAGGCUGAGGAAAUUUCCAAGAAAUCCAAGGACCUGUCGUGCCUUUGUGUCCAGGUGCCAAUGUGUUUGCAGCACAGACCGGUCUAAGCCACCAGCCACUGCUCCUGCUGGGUGGGGAUGUGUGUGGCUGAGAAUAAGUGAGUGCUAGAAAGACACAGAAUGACAUAAGCUCCAACGAGACAAGCGUAAGACGAGGAGGGAUAAAGCAUGUGUGGCGAAUCGAUUUCCCUCUAUUGUUACUGUUGAUGGAUGGAUUUACUAGUCGGACUGUCUGUGUGGUCGUGUACACGUCUGCUGACUAACAUGACACCUUUGAUGUUUACUCGAGUUCAGGACUGUGCCAUGAUUUUCCCAGUACUGGUGUUACUGGUACUCCUGUUGCUUUGUGGACCUGCGUCCUCUCUCCAGAGAGAAACCCAGAACAUCAAGAACAGUGAAGACACACCAAAAGGACAAAAGACUGAAACGGUGGACUACAGCACUGCCCAGACAGACAAAUGUUCGUAUACCUUUAUUGUCCCUCAGCAGAAAAACAAUGGGGCCAUCUGUGUGAACUCCAAGGAGCCCGAGGCCCUGCUGGAGAAUAGGGUCAAUAGGCAGGAGCUGGAGCUGCUCAACAGUGAGCUUCAGAAGCAGAGGAGGCAGAUUGAUGCAUUGCAUCAGCUAGUGGAAGUCGAUGGUGGUGUGAUCAACGAAGUCAAACUACUUCGCAAAGAGAGUCGAAAUAUGAACUCCAGAGUGACGCAGCUCUACAUGCAGCUACUACAUGAGAUCAUCCGCAAACGAGACAACGCACUGGAGGUUUCACAGCUGGAGACCCGUGUGCUCAACCACACCAACGAGAUGGCAAGGCUGGCUGUACGGUACCAUGACCUGGAGCACAAGUACCAGCGCCUGUCAGAGCUCGCAGGUAACCAGAGCGCUUUGCUGCUGCAGCUGGAGGAGAGGUGUAAACAGGAAACAUACUCCUACAGUACGGUGCAGGAGAGGAGCCGCCCUGUCCUCCCACAGCCUCCUAUACAGAUGCCUGCACUAUCUCCUGGAGGCUACAGACCCUUCCAUCCACCUGCCUACGUCCACCACACCAACAACCACAUGAACAACGAGAUACAGAAUGACCAGAACCCCAAAACACUACCACAGCCAACCAUGCCAAGUGCUGCCCACAGCUUUACAAACGAGCCCUUAGGACCUUUCAAAGACUGUCUAGAGGCUCUGGAAAGUGGAUAUACCACCAGCGGCAUGUACCUCCUGAAACCAGAGAAAAGCAACAAGCUCAUGCAGGUUUGGUGUGACCAGAGACACGACCCCGGUGGAUGGACCGUCAUCCAGAGGCGUCAGGAUGGCUCCGUCAACUUUUUUAGGAACUGGGACACAUAUAAGCAAGGAUUUGGAAACAUACAUAGUGAAUAUUGGUUAGGUCUAGAAAACAUUUACUGGCUGACAAACCAAGGGACCUAUAAGCUGCUGGUGAUACUAGAAGACUGGACUGGACGAAAGACCUUUGCAGAGUACGCCGGUUUCCGCAUCGAGUCCGAGGCUGAUUUCUACAGACUACGGGUCGGCAGAUACCAUGGCAACGCAGGGGAUUCCCUUACCUGGCACAACAGCAAGCAGUUCACCACACUGGACAGAGACCACGAUGUCUACGCAGGUAACUGCGCCCACUACCAGAAGGGAGGAUGGUGGUAUAACGCAUGUGCUCAUUCCAACCUAAAUGGUGUGUGGUACCGUGGAGGACACUACCGCAGUCGCUACCAGGACGGGGUCUACUGGACCGAGUUAAGAGGAGCCUCAUAUUCUCUUAAGAAAGUGACCAUGAUGGUACGACCCAAUGCAAACACCUUCCACUAACACUGCAGCCAAGUGAACAAAUAUCCUAAACGGAUUCACCAUGUCUCCAAAAUGGGAACGGUUUAUGUCUUCGCACACAGUAGCUUUGAACUGCAAAGGCUAAUAAUGUUACAUAGUAUCUGUACAGUUUGUAACUGGAUUCAGGUCUUUAAGGAAUACAGUAUAGUACUAUAGUACACUUUGUCUGUGUAUUACAAAUACUUUGUAAUAACUUCAUUCUGCAUGAUACAUUAGUUGUACUGGACAUUGCUGCCAUGUUAAAUGAACAGUUUAUUUGUUGUUUACUUACAGUUUAUUAAUAGCUGAGCUCAGUGAGUCGUGCUAAGCUGCAUAGCAGCUCAACCAUCGGUGUGUGAAAGUGUGUGCGCCUGUGUGACAGUGCAACGGACAACAACUAAUAUUCCAUCCCAAAAAUGCAAUAAAGACAAUUAUCAAAACCAUUAACAAAAAAUAGCCCAUUAUGAACUAGUUGAUAAAACCUGUUACUGCCUCCUACACGUAUUUUCAAUUUAUCUUUUAUGUACUGAAUAGAACAAAAUUCAGCUCACCUUAUGUAUACAGUUGUAUGUAGAAAUAUGAAUGAUAAAAAGUACCUGCUAGCUAAUGCUAAACUAGGUUUGUUGUUGAGUAGAGUAUGUACAGUGUGUAAAUGUAAAGUGUGUGUGUGUGUGUGUGGGGGGGGGGGGGGGGGGGGUUACUUGUGUAAACAGCAGCAACCUGUUGUUAAGACAAAUGUAAUAACUAAAAUCAAUGUAGUUUUUUAAAAGAUGUAAAUCUGUUGAAUUUUCUUUGGUAAUAGUGGCUUCUUAAUUUAGUCUAAACAGUUAUGAGUUUCCAACACAAAUAAUUUUUAUACAUUUUAAAAAAAAUUUAGCAAGAUAUUAAGUUUAGUUGUUCAUUUUUUUUACAAGGUAAAAGUAGCUAAAAUAGACCAACAGUAGAUAGAAGACAACCAGUUUAGUGUGUGCACCUGAUUUUUUUUCAGUGUUUUUUUCAGCCACUGUAGUGUACAGUUACACAAAACACAACGUUUUUAUAGUAGAUCAUUUUGUAUAGUUUGUAUUUUAACAAUUGUGCAAUAAACUUUGUACAGUCGUG